GAAGGAUGAUAGCCCAAGAUUUAAAGCUGAAAGGGGGUUACUGAUUUCUUCAGAUUCUUCGUUUGAACCUGUGUUUAUCCUAGCUGUGGCAAAGUGAAGGAAGAAAGAUAUUUCAUUGGUCUCUUUUGAAUAUAUAAGCUUAAGAAUGGCAGAUUUUUGCCUUGGGCUUGAACUGAUUUUGAGCUUGCUUUACUUCUACAAAGCUGUCUCUCCAGGUUUACAGAGUCAAGCCUUGCCAUUUUCUGAUCCUAACUUCAAUGUGGGUUUUAUGCAUGGUCAAACAUCUGAGCAUGUGAAAGUAAGAGAACAGCUACAUAAUACUGGUACUCCUGUGCUCAGUAGAAUUGAUGACACUGGUGGAUUACCUUUAAUAGUUCCAAUAGGGGCUCCUUGGCAGCAAAUUCACUGUUUGGCCAGAAGACAGAAGAAGAUUUAUGUGGAAUCAUUUGAUUUGGCUCCUAUAAAGUUUACUCUUAGCUUUUCUAGUUCUCCUUGGAUGCUUAGAAGCGGGGUUCUUACAUCUGGAGAAUCUGUUAUCCAUAGAGGUCUGAUGGCUUUUGCUGAUGUAGAGGGAGCACGAAUUCAUUUCAAAGAGUUGUCAAUCAUGCAUCAAAUGGCCAGUUGGGAAUCUAUUCAGGAGAUCCUGAUUAGGCACUAUACUCGACAAUUUCUCCAUGAGAUGUACAAGGUGUUUGGCUCUGCUGGUGUUAUCGGCAAUCCCAUGGGAUUUGCUAGGAGUCUAGGUGUAGGAAUUAGAGAUUUCUUAGCAGUUCCUGCAAAGAGUAUUUUGAAGAGUCCCACUGGACUUUUCACAGGUAUGCCUCAAGGUACUAGUCUUCUGAGCAAUACGGUCUAUGCACUAAGUGAUGCUGCCACUCAAUUUAGUAAAGCUGCACACAAGGGUAUUGUUGCUUUCACAUUUGAUGAGCAGGCUGUUGCAAGAAUGAAAAGGCGAUUGAAAGGGGAGGCUUCACACAGUAAAGGCAUAAUUAACGAAGUUUUUGAGGGACUUACUGGCCUCCUUCAAUCGCCAGUUAAAGAAGCAGAGAAACAUGGUGAUACGAGUCAAAAGGCCCAACCCAAGCUCAAGAAUGUGAUGGGCCCAAUCAAGAAAUUUAUCCAUACUUAGUUAAAAAUUAGGCCAAAUUAUCAAAGUGGCCCAAGUUGUAAAGUUUUAUUUUUAUUUAUUUAUUUAUUUAUUUACUUAGUUUAAAUUUUUAUGUAAAUAUUCAGUCCAAGAGUCCCAGAUAAAAAGACCUUUGACCGAAUUUCCAUAUUAAAAUAAUUAGGAGUUUUUUUUUUAUUUUAGUUUUCUAAUUAGAUUAGGACUAGUUAUAAGGCCUAUUUAAAGACAUAGCUGUCCACCUUGUUAUACACUUCUCAAAUAUAUUAAAAAUUUCAGAUUUGUUUAAGUGCAGAA
This is a messenger RNA of Gossypium raimondii (Peruvian cotton), 1420 nucleotides long. RefSeq lists its product as uncharacterized. The transcript has 8 exons. NCBI's taxonomy places the organism in Eukaryota, Viridiplantae, Streptophyta, Magnoliopsida, Malvales, Malvaceae. Gene Ontology annotation, cellular component: extrinsic component of membrane. Bases 146 to 1129 code for a protein of 327 amino acids. The record is from RefSeq and is a predicted model, not a curated record. Gene Ontology annotation, biological process: protein retention in Golgi apparatus; protein targeting to vacuole.